UCCGCAAUGCAUACAGCGCAAACGACCAAACUUAUUCUGUCCCUAUUAUUUUUUCCAUUCAAAAACAUGUGCAUCAGCUUUAAAACGCAAUUAUUCAAAGUUGUGCUGCCUACUAUGCUUUAAGUGCGUAUGAAGUAAAGUACCGUUAAGUAACUGAAGUUAACAGUGGCUUCCAACAAAAUAGCACAGAAUUAUAAAAAAUUAUGGAAUAGUAUAAAGAAAUAUGGGAAUGUCCCUAUUAUUUUUUCCAACACUGUAUAUCUCACUGACCAGUUGAGCAAUCUUACUGCAAAUUAUAGAAAAUAAAAGUGAAUGAAAUUUCCUAAAAAUAUUGUCUACUUCAUUUUUCCAUAGGCCUUAUAAUUUCUGAGAAAUUGAUUAAUAACUUCGUGUUUUUAAAUUUUUUUAUGAAAAAAUUAAAAAAAAAUAAACUUUGGCAAGGAAAAAAUUUUAAAACAAAAGAUAUUUUUAAAUUCUUGUUUUAUUUUAUAUGAAGUCCUGUUUCUUUAUAAAAACAUAAGCUACCAACGAACAAAAUCCAUGGAUAAAUAGGAAAGAAAAUCAAUCAGAUCAAAGAAAUAUAUCCAAGUCGCGCAAAGUCAAUGUAUUCGUAUAUGCGUAUGUAGUGUGUAAAGUAGGGGUGGGAUUGUUUUCGAAUAUCAUUAGAAUAAACUAAUAACGCUAUUCAUUUAAACAAAAUCAAAUAAUACUUCUAGAACAGUAAUACUCAAAUACUAUUGUAGUAGGUAGUUUGCACCGUAAGCUAGAGGUGUUAGGUUCGAAACCCCUGUAGUCAUGUGUGUGUGUAGGUAUACAGGCAGAUUUUCGAAGGGUAAUUAGUUGCGGAAAAUUCCUAAUGCAAAUAAAUUUAAUUCAAACAUGCAUACCUACAUGCACACACACAUAUGUAUCUUGGUAAAUCCAUUAUUUUUUUCAAGGCCAACAUAGCAGGUAGUAUCUUCUUUUCCCGGCUCGUUAAUAUGAAGGAACUUUUUUUUUAGGUAGGUUUUGCCUUUCAAGGCCAACAUAACAGGUAGUAUUUUCUUUUCCCGGCUCGUUAAUAUGAAGGAACUUUUGUUUAGGUAGGUUUUGCCUUUUUUUUUAUUUUUUCGCGAUCAAGCUAUAUAUAAGGAUAAAUGCCCCUUGAAAAUUCAUAAUAUCUGUAAGGCUCGCCGGUUCCAGUUUAUAAUUACAAUAUAAGAAACCGUGAGCUAUUUUUAAAAAUAAAAUGAGUAAACGUACGCGAGAAUUUGAGUGUACCAACGAUCCGGAUGUGUUCUGUUACAUAUGCGGUGAAUAUACUCUUGUGCGGCAUCGGAGGCAGUUUACAGAUUCGAUCCAAUCUAUAUAUUCAAAAUAUUUUGGUAUUGAGCCUAAAAAUAUUGAUAAACCAUGGACUCCGAAUGUUUUGUGUUCCUUGUGUCGAAUAAUAUUGGUUCAAUGGGAAUCAGGAUCAACAAAGCGAUACAUGAAAUUUGAUGUACCAAUGAUUUGGCGAGAACCUACAUGCCACUCAGAAGAUUGUUAUAUUUGUAUGACAAAAGUACUUGGCUUUGGAAAAUCAAGAAAAGUGAUUUAUGCUAACGUACCUACCGUUUCAUUGUCAGUUCCACAUUCAGCUGAAGUUGCGUAUCCAGUUUCGUUGUCAACAGCAGUAUCUGAAAGCUCAUCUGAAUAUGAGAAAUCAAGUUGUAAUGAAUUUUUAAUGGAAAACGAGAGAAACGUUCUAUCACAAGCGCAACUAAACGAUUGGAUUAGAGAUUUAGAAUUAUCCAAGGAAAAAGCUGAGCUACAUGCCUCUCGUAUGCAACAAUUUCAAUUCGUGUCACCCCAUGUUAAGGUGACAUAUUAUAGAAAUCGUCACGAACCAUUUGCCAAACACUAUACGAAGGAAGACAAUGUAUGCUAUUGCAAAGACAUUCCAGGGUUAUUCAAAGAGUUUGGUCAACCAUAUGAUUCCAAGGAGUGGCGAUUGUUCAUAGACAGCAAUAAACUGAGCUUGAAGGACGUAUUACUGCAUAAUGGCAACAAAAAACCCUCGAUCCCUAUCGCGCAUGCAGUAAACACGAAGGAAACAUACGAGGUAAUGGAGAAAUUGUUAAAAUUCAUCAAAUAUGAAGAGCAUGAUUGGAAAAUAUGUGCCGAUCUUAAAGUCGUUGGAAUGUUAUGCGGUCUACAAAGUGGCUACACAAAACACUGCUGCUUUCUCUGCAAAUGGGAUAGCCGAGCUCGUAAAGACCACUAUUGCAUUAAGGAUUGGCCGGAAAGAGUUGAAUUUACAAUUGGUGUGGAUAAUAUCAAAUACAUCCCACUUGUAAAGAAGGAAAAAAUCAUUCUUCCGCCAUUGCACAUCAAGCUCGGCCUCAUUAAAAAUUUUGUUAAGGCGUUGGACAAAGAAGGCACAGCAUUCCAUUAUUUGCAAAAUUUUUUCCCAAAUGUUUCCUAGGCCAAGAUAAAGGAAGGUAUAUUUGUUGGACCCCAAAUAAAAAAGUUGAUAAAUAAUGACCAAUUCAAAGGACUAUUGUCACCAGUUGAGGCAGCAGCGUGGGAUUCCUUCGAAAUGAUCGUUUCUUCUUUUCUCGGUAAACACAAAAGUCCAAACUACGAGAAGAUAGUGAGCGACUUAAUCAAAAAUUAUGCAGAAAUGGGUGAUUAUUCAAAACUUAUUUAAUUGAAUUAUAUAAAAUUUUAUAAUUUACUUAUUUACAUUUUCUUUUUUCUCCAGGCGUAAAUAUGUCUCUAAAAAUUCAUUUUCUGCAUUCCCAUUUAAGUUUUUUUCCGGCAAAUCUCGGAGACGAAAGUGACGAGCAUGGCGAAAGGUUUCACCAGCAAAUGAAAUUAAUUGAGAAUCGAUACCAAGGUUUCUGGGACGUCGGUAUGAUGGGUGACUACUGUUGGUUUCUCAUAAGAGAAACCGAUCCUAAACUAAAUAAACGACAAAACAAAACACAUAAUCAUUUCGACUAUAAUGUAAGAACAUCAACUUAAGACAAAAAUAACACAUUGUUUUAAUAUAUAUUCUUCUUCUUCUUAAUUGGCGUAGACACCGCUUACGCGAUUAUAGCCGAGUUAACAACCGCGCGCCAGUCGUUUCUUCUUUUCGCUACGUGGCGCCAAUUGGAUAUUCCAAGCGAAGCCAGGUCCUUCUCCACUUGGUCCUUCCAACGGAGUGGAGGUCUUCCUCUUCCUCUGCUUCCCCCGGCGGGUACUGCGUCGAAUACUUUCAGAGCUGGAGUGUUUUCAUCCAUCCGGACAACAUGACCUAGCCAGCGUAGCCGCUGUCUUUUAAUUCGCUGAACUAUGUCAAUGUCGUCGUAUAUCUCGUACAGCUCAUCGUUCCAUCGAAUGCGAUAUUCGCCGUGGCCAACGCGCAAAGGACCAUAAAUCUUUCGCAGAAUUUUUCUCUCGAAAACUCGCAACGUCGACUCAUCCGCUGUUGACAUCGUCCAAGCCUCUGCACCAUAUAGCAGGACGGGGAUUAUGAGAGACUUAUAGAGUUUGGUUUUUGUCUGUCGAGAGAGGACUUUGCUUCUCAAUUGCCUACUCAGUCCGAAGUAGCACCUGUUGGCAAGAGUUAUCCUGCGUUGGAUUUCUAGGCUGACAUUGUUGGUGGUGUUUACGCUGGUUCCAAGAUAGACGAAAUUAUCUACAACUUCAAAGUUAUGACUGUCAACAGUGACGUGAGUGCCAAGUCGCGAGUGCGACGACUGUUUGUUUGAUGACAGGAGAUAUUUCGUCUUGCCCUCGUUCACUGCCAGACCCAUUCGUUUUGCUUCCUUGUCCAGUCUGGAGAAAGCAGAACUAACGGCGCGGGUGUUGAGGCCGAUGAUAUCAAUAUCAUCGGCAUACGCCAGCAGCUGUACACUCUUAUAGAAGAUUGUACCCGCUCGAUUAAGUUCUGCAGCUCGAACUAUUUUCUCCAGCAGCAGAUUGAAAAAGUCGCACGAUAGGGAGUCGCCUUGUCUGAAACCUCGUUUGGUAUCGAACGGCUCGGAGAGGUUCAUCCCGAUCCUGACGGAGCUUCUGGUGCCGCUCAACGUCAGUUUACACAGCCGUAUCAGUUUUGCGGGGAUACCAAAUUCAGACAUCGCGGCAUAAAGGCAGCCCCUUUUCGUGCUGUCGAAAGCAGCUUUGAAAUCGACGAAGAGGUGGUGUGUGUCGAUUCUCCUUUCACGGGUCUUUUCCAAGAUUUGGCGCAUGGUGAAUAUCUGGUCAGUUGUUGAUUUGCCAGGUCUAAAGCCACACUGAUAAGGUCCAAUCAGUUCGUUGACGGUGGGCUUUAAUCUUUCACACAAUACGCUCGAUAGAACCUUAUAUGCGAUGUUGAGGAGGCUAAUCCCACGGUAGUUGGCGCAGAUUGUGGGGUCUCCUUUUUUAUGGAUUGGGCAUAGCACACUUAAAUUCCAGUCGUUGGGCAUGCUUUCGUCCGACCAUAUUUUACAAAGAAGCUGAUGCAUGCUCCUUAUCAGUUCUUCGCCGCCGUGUUUGAAUAGCUCGGCCGGCAAUCCAUCGGCCCCUGCCGCUUUGUUGUUCUUCAGGCGGGAGAUUGCUAUUCGAACUUCUUCAUGGUCGGGUAAUGGAACGUCUGCUCCAUCGUCAUCGAUUGGGGAAUCGGGUUCGCCUUCUCCCGGUGUUGUGCUUUCACUGCCAUUCAGCAGGCUAGAGAAGUGUUCCCUCCAUAAUUUAAGUAUGCUCUGGGCAUCGGUAACUAGAUCACCUUUGGGGGUUCUACAAGAGUAUGCUCCGGUCUUGAAACCUUCUGU
Messenger RNA from Bactrocera dorsalis (oriental fruit fly), 4763 nucleotides. RefSeq lists its product as uncharacterized. The transcript has 2 exons. NCBI's taxonomy places the organism in Eukaryota, Metazoa, Arthropoda, Insecta, Diptera, Tephritidae. Bases 1229 to 2446 code for a protein of 405 amino acids. The record is from RefSeq and is a predicted model, not a curated record.